AUGACAGAAUGUGUGGAAGAAUGGCUCCUGCAGAACAAGGACAAUUUAGAAAAGGGGAUUGAUAUCAUAGGACAGGCGUCUGCGAUCCUGGCAGUCACUGUGGGCCAGUUCCAUCCCAUCCUGGAGGCUGUAUUCCAAGCAUCCUAUGAGAUCUUCAGCAACCCAGAAGGACAGAACGCCAAGUACCUGACUGAGCAGUUCUUCAAAGUCAACCAGAAUUUGAGACGCAUCCAGGCUGAGGAAGACCAAAUCUCCCGGGAGCUGCAGAAGAGCUCCUUGAAUAAGCAACACUUUGACUGGGAGGCACAAAUUCUCAACCAGUACAAGAAGUUUGAGGAGUUUUUCAAUGCCAAACCCAACUUAAAAAAAGAAAAAAUGGACGAAUUCCUCUUAACUUAUGAGGUCUUGGAAGAAGACUUGAACCUGGAUGCCCUCUACAAUGCUUUUACUGGGAAUGCCUCAGGUGGCUCCAUGCUGCAGACAGUGGUUGAAACAGAACAAUUUAAUAGAAUUGUGGUAGAAGAUUUCUGUGAUAUUCUUAAGAAGCUCUUUGUGAAGGGCAUCAUUGCCUUCAUGGGUUACAACAGCCUCAAGAAAAAGGAUGUGGGGUAUCAGAUGCUGAAGAAGUGGCUUAAGCAGAUGGAACAAGUUGAGGAGAGCAUGAAAAAAGUGAUUGAUGAUAUCAUUGAUAACUUCGCCCCAAGAGCUAAAGAGGACAUGGUAAAACAGCUUGAGGAGAUACCUGGCUCUGUUGACCUUGGCUUCACCAAAUCCAUAUUGGACACCCUUAAGAAUAAAUAUGACUGGGUGAGCUGGUCUAUCAGGGUCUUCAAUGACAAGGAGCGCAUUUUCUUUUUCAACUGGCUAGCUGGAAAGAAGUACCAUGGCAGUGAAGGAGGAGCUAAUUUCUUUGAGGUGAUGACCAAAAACAACAUCAAAGUGGUGAUCUCUUUCAGUGUUCAACCUAAGCUUAUCAACAUGGAUCUGAUCAAAGAACAGAUUGAGGGGGAGAAGCUGAAGAGGAACAUGAUGGAUGUGGCUCAGAUCGUCAGCAGAAGACUCCCCAACUGCCAGGUGCAUGCUGUCAGCGCCUAUAAGAAAGUGGUGGAGAGCAACAACUUCAAAGAGGGUUGUUACUACUAUGGAAAACACCAAAAAGUGUACAUAUGCGUUCAUCCUAAUUAG
This is a messenger RNA of Oncorhynchus mykiss (rainbow trout), 1185 nucleotides long. Its product is annotated as protein rapunzel-like. Lineage: Eukaryota; Metazoa; Chordata; Actinopteri; Salmoniformes; Salmonidae. The record is from RefSeq and is a predicted model, not a curated record.